This is a messenger RNA of Nothobranchius furzeri (turquoise killifish), 2395 nucleotides long. RefSeq names its product WD repeat domain 43 (gene wdr43). Gene Ontology annotation, biological process: maturation of SSU-rRNA from tricistronic rRNA transcript (SSU-rRNA, 5.8S rRNA, LSU-rRNA). The record is from RefSeq and is a predicted model, not a curated record. NCBI's taxonomy places the organism in Eukaryota, Metazoa, Chordata, Actinopteri, Cyprinodontiformes, Nothobranchiidae. Gene Ontology annotation, cellular component: nucleolus. Gene Ontology annotation, molecular function: protein binding.
GCACGUGCGCAACCGUAGCAUGCGCAAGCAGCGUUACAGAAAUGGCGGCCGACGGUGGUAGCUCUUCUCUGCAUCUCCCGUGCGUUUUCUCCCCUAAAUCACGCCAGUACUUAGCUGUUUGUGCCCAGGACGGCAGACUUCGUAUCUGGAGCACCGACAGUAAAACUCUCCACCAGGAGUAUGUGCCUUCCGCUCAUCUGAGUGCCACCUGUACCUGUAUAGUGUGGGCACCAUGCCGGACAGUGAAGGAGGGACCUCAGAGAAAGAAGAGGAAAUCGGAGGCGGUGCAGGUAGAGGCGAAGGCGGACCUGCUGGCGAUGGGCACGGCAGCGGGUUCUGUGCUCGUCUACAGUACGGUGAAAGGAGCGCUACACUGCACCCUGGAUGGAGGUCACAGUGGAGGAGUGAACUGUGUCCACUGGCAUCCUGAAGACGGAUUAUUAUACAGCGGCUCAGAGGACACAAACAUCGUAGAGUGGGACCUGCAGACGGGCAAGACGCGGAGUAAGUGGAAAGCGGAUCGUGCGGCGGUGACCAGUCUGUGCGUGAGUCCUGACGGGAAGCUGCUGCUUUCAGCUGGGCAUGUCAUCAAGAUGUGGGACUUGGAGACCAAGGAGGUUUACCGGAGAUUCACGGGCCACUCCACGGCUGUGACGACCCUGUGCUUCGCCACCACACGACCCCCCGACAGCAACGGUCUUUACUUCCUGUCUGGAGCGGCGCACGACAGACUCCUGAGUGUUUGGCAAGUACGGGAAGACGGGAAGGACAAAAAUUCGGUGGUUUCCUUCACGCUGACGGGCGAGCCGAGGCACGUCGACCUGGUCGCCUCCAACAGCAAAGAGGAGGCGGUGAGGCUGGCGGUGGUGUGCGAGGACGGGCAGCUGCAUCUGUUUGAGCACUUCCUAAACGGGCCGUGUAAGAAGCCGCUGUCGCCUUCCUGUACGGUGCAGAUGUCCGACUCCAAGGCGUCCCCGAUGCCGAUCCCGCUCCUGGCGGCCGCGCUCGCAGCAGAAACCCGAUCCGUGAUGCUCGCUUACGGCAGCCAUCUUCAGCCGGCGAUGGAGAGAGCGGAACUCGACACCACAGAGAGACACAUCUGUUUGACCCGAGACGUUCAGACCAGCUUGUCCGUCUCCAUGGAAACCACCGUCUCCAAGGUGAAGACUCCGAUCGUCAACGCCAAAAGCAGAGUGUUGCUUCCCGGACUUCCCGGUCACCAAGCUCCGCUGAAAGGACCGUCGACGGGAACGGAGAAGAGGAAAAAGGAUGCCGACACCAAAGAGAUGUCGAUAGCUGAGCGGCUUCACGAGAUCGAUCUGUCGGCGGUCUCCGGUAAGAAAGGGGCUCCUAAAGUCGAGGCCUCGCUACAGACGGAUAAUUUCGCGGUUCUGCUGGUGCAAGGUCUGGAGAGCAACGACGCCAACAUCCUAAACAAAGUUCUACAAACCCGUCAGGAGACGGUGAUAAAGAAGACGGUUUCCCGGCUGCCCCUCCCUGCUGUCCUGCCUUUGGUGGAAGAGCUCACAAAGAGGCUCCAGGGCCACCCGUUAACGGCGCUCCCGAUGGUGCGGUGGCUCAAGGCGGUCCUCAUGCACCACACGUCCUACCUGGCAUCGCUGCCGGACCUGGUGAUCCAGCUGGGAGUCCUUUAUCACAUGAUAGAGAGCCGAGUGAAGAUGUUCCACAAGCUGACGAGGCUCCACGGGAAGCUCUACCUGCUGAUGACGCAGAUGGCGACAGACGACCGCAGCAACGCCGUGUCAGAGGUGGAGCACACGGCUAAGCUGGUGUAUGAAGAGGAAUCAUCUGAUGAAGACGAGGCCUCUGGCGAUGAAGCUCUUCCUCAGGAUGACUCUGAUCACUGGGACGACGAAGAGGAGGAGGAGGGGAUGGAUGAAGAGGAAGAGGACGGUUCCGACAGCAGAACAGAACCCAAAACCAACGGAGACGAGGACAUGGAGCACGGGAACGAGAGCGAAGAAGAAUGAAAGCGUUUCUACGUGAAAAGGACCUGAAAGAGUUAUUAUAUAUUCUGUGAUUUAAUUUUUCAGACUUUUGAUUUUAUUAUCAGAAAAAACCCAAAAAGGUUUUACGGGACGAGAGAACGCGUCUGACGCCCGAAGCGCCUCCAGCUCGCGGUCUUCGACCAUCGUCCAUCUCAGCUCUUCGUCUGACGAGUUCACCGUUAUAAAGAAUAAAGCGCUGAUUUUGGUUUCAGUUUGUCCGCAUUCCUGUUUCCUGACCAGCCUGUGGUCGGUGACUCUGAUUGGUUCUGUGGGUCAUGUGGGCUAGAACUCUGCCCAGGCGUGGAGCUGGGGUGGAGACUCGUGUAAAUCUGAUGUACAGCAAGUGUUUGUACGACACCAAACUGGGAUUAAACCAACUCUCCUCA